UUCUUCUCUCUGCCUCAAUAGACCUCAAUGGCUCAAUUUCUCCAAUUUCCGCCGCCACACUACCCGUCGUCUUCCCCUUCUCUCUUCCACCGCAACCUCAACAUCCUCGGUCGACAUCGCAAAAUUGCCAUCCUAAAUCAUGGCCGAAUCCGCUCCGCAAUUGCGACGAGGGCCGCUUCCUGCAGCUACCGCCCUCCGCCGAUCAAAUUCCCUUCCCUCACUGCCCUGUCGCCCUACCUCCAAUCGGAAUGGCGGCCGAUCCUCACUGGCUGGCUAUGCAGCGCCGUUUCGGUUUACUCGCUCUCCAAACUCGUUCCUCUGGCGGGGCAACUCUCUUCCUCGAUCGCCGUCUCAAAUUUGGCGACCUUAAGAAACGGGGCUUUGGCGUUGGGGGCUCUCCUUCUGAUCCGAAUUGUGGCGAAUUACUUGCAGCAGGCCUGUUUGUGGGAUGCCGCGUUGAAUUGUGCGUAUAAUAUAAGGGUUCAUGUUUUCGAUAGGGUUUUGCAGAGGGAUUUGGGGUUCUUCGAGGGCGGAAACGGGAUUCUUCCUGGGGAUGUCGCGUACCGGAUCACAGCAGAGGCGGAGGAUGUGGCUGACACAGUGCACUCUCUUUUGAAUACGAUAGUACCAAGCGUUUUGCAGUUAUCAGCAAUGGCAACUCAGAUGUUGACCAUAAGUCCUCAACUUUCUCUAAUUUCUGCAUUUGUGAUUCCAGCAAUGGCUCUAACAGUUGGAUGCCUAGGUGAAAAGCUUCGCAUAAUAUCUAAUGAGGCGAAUCUUAGUACAGCCUCUCUAGCAGCCUACCUAAAUGAGGUCUUCCCUUCAAUUCUUUUUGUGAAGGCAAACAAUGCAGAAUCCAACGAACGUAUUAGAUUCCAGUUGCUUGCAUCUGCUGAUCUAUCUGCACGAUUGAAGAAGAAGCAAGCGAAGGUUUUAAUCCCUCACAUAGUGCAGAUAAUGUUUUUUGGGCUUUUACUCAUUCUGGGUUCCACCUCAAUCAUAGUUUCAAGAGGCUCAUUAAAUUGCUCUGUCAUAGUUUCCUUCAUGACAUCACUGGUUCUUUUGAUUGAUCCUAUUCAGGAUAUUGGAAAAGCAUACAAUGAGUUAAAGCAAGGAGAACCAGCAAUUGAGCGGUUGUUUAACUUAAGCUUGUUCAAAUCCCAGCUAAUUGAGAAACCAGAUGCAGUUGACUUGGCCUCUGUUACGGGAGAAGUGGAGGUGUGCGGCCUCUCUUUUUCAUACGGAGAUGGUAUGGCUCCUGUACUGAAUGGGCUGGAUCUUCAUAUUAAAGCUGGAGAGACAAUUGCUCUAGUUGGGCCAUCUGGAGGUGGCAAGACAACUCUCGUAAAACUUCUGCUUCGCCUAUAUGAACCUCUUUCAGGUUCAAUAUUGAUAGAUGGCUGCGACAUUCAAAAUAUUCAAUUACAGAGCUUAAGAAGACAUGUUGGUUUGGUGACUCAAGAUGCAGUACUCUUUGCUGGCACUAUUGCUGAGAAUAUUGGGUACAAGGAUCUAUUGAGUGGUGUUGACAUGGAAAGAGUUAGAUUUGCAGCUGAAACUGCAAAUGCAGACGGAUUCAUUAAAUGCCUACCCGAUCAGUAUCAAACCACUGUUGGUCCAAGGGGCUCAAAUUUUAGUGGAGGCCAGAGGCAAAGGUUAGCUAUUGCGAGAGCACUCUAUCAGAACCCGUCUAUUCUUAUUCUAGACGAAGCAACUUCCGCAUUAGAUAGCAGAUCCGAGCUACUGGUAAGACAAGCUCUUCAACGUCUAAUGCAAGAUCGCACGGUGGUGGUGAUUGCUCAUCGUGUAGAAACAGUUUUGAUGGCUGAAAGAAUAUUCCUAUUAAGGGAUGGAAAGCUGCAGCAGUUGAGUCAUUCUGCUCUUGGAUCACUGGCAUCAGGACUUGUAGUUUAGAAUUAGAAAACAAGGGGAAUUUUGGUGUUUUCUUCAAAUUAUCAUUCCAAAAGCUUCACGAGGUGUAUUUUAGAGUGUAAAUAUUCGGACUUUUUUUAUAUGAAAGCCUAAUUUAUGUAUAA
Messenger RNA from Salvia hispanica, 2036 nucleotides. RefSeq names its product ABC2 homolog 12 (gene ABCB29). Lineage: Eukaryota; Viridiplantae; Streptophyta; Magnoliopsida; Lamiales; Lamiaceae. Gene Ontology annotation, molecular function: ABC-type transporter activity; ATP hydrolysis activity; ATP binding. Gene Ontology annotation, cellular component: membrane. Gene Ontology annotation, biological process: transmembrane transport. The record is from RefSeq and is a predicted model, not a curated record.